This is a messenger RNA of Siniperca chuatsi (mandarin fish), 3715 nucleotides long. RefSeq names its product four and a half LIM domains 3a (gene fhl3a). Gene Ontology annotation, cellular component: nucleus; Z disc; stress fiber. Gene Ontology annotation, molecular function: actin binding; transcription coregulator activity. Lineage: Eukaryota; Metazoa; Chordata; Actinopteri; Centrarchiformes; Sinipercidae. The record is from RefSeq and is a predicted model, not a curated record. The transcript is spliced from 6 exons. The coding region runs from base 248 to 1087 and encodes 279 amino acids. Gene Ontology annotation, biological process: actin cytoskeleton organization.
CUCAGUAGUAGGACACUAGCCGGUAAACUGCAUCACAUUCCGCCGCAGAGGUUUGACUACUGUCAGAAGAAACACAAAACGUUUUACAGCUGACGCUCCUGAGUCGCCGGAGUAGCGACCUGAAAACUGAUCCCAGUCCUGAUCUGACCGAUUACCUGCUGACAGAAAGAGGGAGGCGGGAUACCACUGCUGUUACAGAAGUUGCCUUCAGACUUCAGACAUUACUCCUGGCUUACAGAAAAUUACAAUGGCUGACCGUUUUGACUGUGACAACUGCAAGGAGUCUUUGUAUGGGCGCAAGUACAUCCAGUCAGAUGACAGUCCCUACUGCAUCCCCUGUUACGACAGCCUGUUCUCAAACACAUGUGAUGAGUGCAAGGAGCUGAUCGGCCAUGAUGCAAGGGAGCUCUUUUACGAGGACCGGCAUUAUCAUGAGCACUGCUUCCGCUGUUUCCGCUGUGAUCGCUCGUUGGCAGAUGAGCCUUUCACCAGUCAGGAUGACGCGUUGCUCUGCAAUGACUGCUACUGUAAUGAGUUCUCCUCCAAGUGUGUAGCCUGCGACAAGGUCGUCAUGCCAGGUACGAGGAAGUUGGAAUAUGCGGGCUCUACAUGGCACGAGGGCUGCUUCCUCUGUCACAGCUGCGAACAGCCGAUUGGCUCGAAGUCCUUCAUCCCUGACAAGGAUGAACACUACUGUGUGUCCUGCUAUGAGGACAAGUUCGCUCCACGCUGCACACGCUGUAAAAAGACCCUGGCUAAAGGUGGUGUGACCUAUCGGGACGAGCCGUGGCAUAAGGAGUGUUUUGUGUGCACCAGCUGUAAGACACAGCUGGCGGGUCAACAUUUCACCUCCCGAGACGAAAACCCUUACUGCCUCAAAUGCUUUGGCAGCCUUUACGCCAAGAAAUGCGAGGCCUGCAGCAAACCAAUCACAGGUUUUGGAGGAGGAAAGUACAUCUCAUUUGAGGAUCGCCAGUGGCAUCAGCCAUGCUUCACCUGCUCCCAGUGCUCUGUUUCACUGGUGGGCGCCGGCUUUUUCCCUGAUGGUGACAGGAUCUUGUGCCGCGACUGCAACAGCAACCUAUAGAGUAAUUUACCAUAUCCUCACCCUUCCCUUGACUUACCUUUCCCCCUUCAUCACAGCAUUUCAAGAACCCCAAGUUAUUACCGAGGAAGGUAACACAGGCUAACAAAUGCUGCCUCUCAGGUUGUUUUUAUAUAAAGAGAUCAGUUCCUCGUGGUCCCUGUCUGGGUCAGAUUUUCAUCCAGGAGCUAGCAAGCAAAAUCCUGUUUUGAUGCUGCAUUGUUUGAAUGAACCACCACAAAGAUUUCCUCUUUAUCCAGAAAGUUAAUGAUUUUAUGAAACAAAGUUUAUGGAGUGCCUUAAGAAACAUGAGUUAUAUGUUAUGUACUAUUGAACCAAAGAAACGCAAAAAUGCUAAUCACUUGCUAGUCACUUUGCAAUCAUAUUGUAUACAAAAAAGUUGACACUUCUAAUAGAGAUCCAGCUCUGAAUAGAACACACAGAACACUGAUACAGUAAUAGUAUGUAAACCUUACAGUCUGUAUUCCAAUUAUGGUGGAGGUACUGUUAUAAUGCUCUUAUAACUGCAGUUUUAAGCAUUUUAAUUAAAAUAUGUCAGAAAGUAAAAACAAGAAGAACAUUUUAACUUUGCUGAUUAUGCUUUCAGUGAGGUAGUCAGUUUAUGGUAGUUAUGAUCAAUAAAGUCAUUUGCACUUUGGAUAAAAUAUUCUCUUGCUACCAUGUUAUGUGCACAUAAAAACACAAUUUACAAAAAUGGCACACAGACCACUUUUUUUGUCAUGUAUCUGCUUUUGUUGAACUUUGCAAUGACACUUAUUUUUACAUAAAGUUUCUUCUUAUUUCUGUCUUUUCCAUUUGUUGUAAUGAAUCUUUUUAUCGCUGUUGCUCCAAGAGCCAGCAUUUAUAAGGGGCGGAGCUAGACUCUCAGCACAGAGGAGGCGGAGCAUUCUCAAGGGGUCCUUCUGAUAAAGUCAUUUUAAAAUUCACAACUGUAAAAUAGCUGAUAUAUCCUAUCCAUAAACACAAACUGACACUUAUUGAGCUAAGCAAGCCUAAGUCUAAGAAAACAUACAGUGAAGCCACUUUGUCAGACAAGCUUAUACUGAAGAACAAAAAAGAAAACACGUUUCCAGUCGCUUUCAAAUGUUUCAGCACCGAGGACAACACGCAGCAUUCUACGUGCAUUGAUUGACGAAUGGUUCAGUACCACCGCCGAUAGACAGCAGUCUGCCAGGCAGCUGUUCUGGAUGUAAAAUGUAUCCAGGAAAAGUUACAAUAGAGUCUAAAAUGUCAGCAUUUACAACACUACAAGGCCUCUUCAAAUACAAAGUAGACAGUCUACAACACCACAGGCAGUGACACAGACAGGUGCUGAGAUGCGGUAAACAUGGAGUUAAACAACAGAAUAAUCUAACAUUCUGAGUGAUUUCUUCAUAACCAAAAGUUAAUAAAGACUAAUUAUGGAUGUUUAACUCACCAAUUGUUGUCGCUGCUCAGCCUGCUGUAGUCUGUUGUAGUCCAUCUGUGUAUUCCACCGUCCUCUGUAGAACAAAAUAAUGCAGGUUAACGAACGUUAUUGCGGUUGGGUUGUGUUGAAAGGAUGAGCAAGACGAGAAGUAAGAUGUAAGAGGAGCACAGGAUGCAAACAAACCUUUCUUACUCUCUCGCUUCUUGUGUUUUAAUGCACCCAAUUUGUGCUUUCUCUACAUUUUACGCCUAGCUAGAUUAACAAAACACAAAUGGCAAAUGGGGGUGGUUCAAAACAAGGCUUCUACUAAAAUAUUGUAGUGACAGCCCAAAUUUCCCAUCAUGCCUAGUGCUGUACUUAAUAGUUUAAGUUUGCUGUUAUGUUCCAAAAUGCAAAUGUUACUUUUUGUUAGUGAUUGUAAUGUGUAUGUUAAGAACAUGUUGGUUUGGUAAUUUUCAUUUUUGUGCUGGUUUAUAGUUUUACCCAUUAGUGAGGUGGCUGUUACAUUUCUUGACCACAGCUGUAUUUUACUUCUGUGAUUUAGAGUUCUUUUCUCUUUGUGUUGAAUGUCGUUAAAAGGUUGACUUGCUUAGAGCUGCUUUCUGUCUCUCAUUCCUCAUUGUUUGCCACAAUAUGACCAAUUACACCUAUCAAACAGAGGGAAUUAGAAACAAACAGCUGCCUCUAAUACAAGCCUGCUUCAAAUAAAGUUAUAUUACCUUUUGCUGCUGAGGUAAAUAAAGGCCCUCUAACUAUUUGAGAAAAUUCAAAUAUGGUUGAUCAGUAGGGUCCCCUACUGAGGUUGUGGGGUGCUCACCCCCUCUGCCCCUGUGGUUGCAUCGCUUAUGCUCAUAACCCAAAAGAAGCUGAAAUGAAAUGCAAUACUGUGGUUUAUUGCAGGAGUGUGCAUGUGUUCAUCUGCCAUGAUUUGCCUCAAUAAGUGCUUUGUUUCUGUUAAUGCUGUUAGUGUUUAGUUUUUUCAUUGUCACUUUGUAACAUGUAUGUGAAAAAUUACCUAUAUUUCAUUAUUUCAGCUUUGAUGCUGGUGAGUCAGAGUUGGCAAAUUAACCUUUUCAGAUGGAAAAUACGCCAUUGAGGCGAUAACAGUAUGAACUUACUGUAAAAAAGAUAAUUGAUAUGGCUAAUGCUACAUGUUUAGUUUUGUUUGUGAAGUCUUAUUAAAUAAAUUUACACUGACUGAU